This is a messenger RNA of Trichobilharzia regenti, 1434 nucleotides long. NCBI's taxonomy places the organism in Eukaryota, Metazoa, Platyhelminthes, Trematoda, Strigeidida, Schistosomatidae. The record is from the annotation of a GenBank genome assembly.
AUGGUCUCUGUUGGCUCGAUUUCUGCUAAACUUACGGAUCUUCAGAAGAAUAUAACGAAACUUUCCCUUGAACUAGAUGCUAUACGUAAAGAAAAGGAGUCCCAGAGAAGUGUUAUCAAGAAGCUUGACGCAGAAAUUAAAGACAAACAUAGAUUUGUUGACACUCUAGAGCAAAAAAGUGAACAACAUGGAGACGCCAUUAAGGCGAAUACUGAGCGUCAGAAUGAACUUCAGAAAUCUGCGGCUGAAUGCCAAAAAGCACACGAAUCCCUAGAAAAGCGUUUGGAAAGCCAUGAAGAAACUAUCAGGUCUCUAGAGGAUGAAGUUAGUGAAGCACAGAGUCAAGCGAGGUCUUCAGCUCAGAUCUACGAUGAGACUCUCAAACAGCUUCAAGAAAAAUUGGAAGUAGUAGAAAAGUAUGAGAAAAAAGAAGAAUCUCUCCUGAAAAACAUAAAAGAGUUGAAAGAUGAGAUAAGUUUGCACGGCAACAAACUUCGUCGUAUGGAUGCGCAAGAAAAUGAGUUGAUAGUUUUGUAGAUUGAGUCUAAAUGUAAUCGCGUGUUACAAUCAAAAGUGAAAUUCAGUCAUUUUGCCCCACCUCUAGACUUUAAAAUGCCAUGUUACUUAGUAGCUCGUCAUCGGUCUAUCUCGAAAUGGAGGUUCAGAGUAUAAUUCAUGACGUAUGUAAUCCGGGAAACUUGCCUCACAAUUGGUUUUGGAAGUGACAGUGCAAUCCCGUUUUGUAAAAUUUUGGAUUCCUUCAGAGUGCUGGUAUUCGAAAUAGUCUGAUGGUUAAAUGAAACAGUUACUCAAUUCCAAUCUAUUAAAUAAUCUUAGGGUAAGACGUAGUACUAAAUUAAAAAGAUUAUGGAUCUCCAUUAACUGAGUUGGCUAGUGCAUGGGACUCGUCUUGAGCCAUCCUCUUCCUUAAAAACCGCUGUUAGACGAGGUGGGAUUAGUUUGGUCAGUAGCUCAGUAGUGUCAGACAAGUCUGUCUGUCUGUCUGGAUUCAACAUAGAACUUGGCACCGAAGUGCAGCAGUUCGAGUUGCCACGUUCCAAAUAGCACACAGAGGUAGACAAGAAGAUGAGUGAAGAGAAUCAAUAGAGUUUGACAAGUAUAAGAGUGAAACAGAAUGGGUAAUGGUAGAAAGGAAUAUGAAAGAUUACAGAGACUGAAUACAUCUGCGCCAUUGACAACGAUUUUGAGCCAUGUCACCUAUUGUCUCCAGCCAUUGAUUCCUAGAGUCCCGAGGGCCCCAACCCGGGAGUCUGCAUCUCCCUACCUGACUCAGUUUAACUGUCAAGGAUUUCAUGGAUUGAUGCCAUGUUUUUGUUUGGCCACCACUGGCUCUUUUCCAACCUGAACCUAUAUCAGCUAACAAUGCCCGUCGGGGGAGGCGGUGGUUAGGCAUGCGCACCACGUGACCUAGCC